Molecule: messenger RNA, 386 nt
Organism: Staurois parvus
Lineage: Eukaryota; Metazoa; Chordata; Amphibia; Anura; Ranidae
Source: the annotation of a GenBank genome assembly
GGAGGACACUGAGUGGGGGCCAGUGGAGGGAUUGGCAGCAGAGAGGGGAUUGGUUGGGAUGAGUACGGAGUAGUAGCCAUUGGUUGGGAUGAGUAUGGAGUAGUGGCCAUUGGUUGGAAUGAGCACGGAGUAGUGGCCAUUGGUGAGGAGGGGGAUGAGUACGGAGUAGUGGCCAUUGGUUGGGAUGAAGUACGGAGCAGUGGCUAUUGGUUGGGAGGAGUACGGAGCAGUGGCCAUUGGUUGGGAUGAGUACGGAGUAGUGGCCAUUGGUUGGGAUGAGUACGGAGUAGUGGCCAUUGGUUGGGAUGAGUACGGAGCAGUGGCCAUGAGGUUGGGAUGAGUACGUACGGAGUAGAGCAGUGGCCAUUGGUUGGGAUGAGUACGGA